CUGGUAAAAUCUUUCGCGGCCCGAGCCCAGUUAUCUGCCUCCCGCGGCCUGGGUUUUAAUUGCGUGUAGCGGGAGUCAAAGUUGUGUCCCCUGGGAAAAUCCGGAACCGAGCCCGCGACAGCGUGGGAUGUGCGAAAUGUGUCCGGAAAAUAUCCGCCCUGUGAACGUGGAAUCAGUGAUUUCGGUGGUUACGCUCUCUUGUCUCUCGCCAAACUCAAAAUAGCGCCCCCAGUUAUCGCAGAAACACACCCCCUCCCCCCGCGUUGCUACAUUUUACCGCCAUCCCCUCCCCCCUCUCUUUCAUAUACUAUACAUAGAAUUAUGGCAUCGGACUUUUCUUGUUCACUAUAAACAUGCGCGUAUCCAUUUGAAUGUGAAAUGACUCAAAAUAAGGCUCUGGAUCUUUUCGACACUUGUGAUUCGAAAAUAUUAAUAUUAGCGACAACCUAUUUACGAUUUUUGACAUAUUUGAGCUUGAUUUGAUGGUUGACAAAAUAACUGAUGAAAAAUAUUUCGGUGGCUUGAAAUAGGACAGAUAAAUUGACUGCAAUUUCUGAAUAAUACGAAACACGAUAGCUCAGUUUUGUACCAAAGGACAUGAAUGUGCAAAUUGUUCGGGUUCAAAUAGCUUCGUAAAUAGUGUGGCUUUUCCUUUUCUCUCUGAUCUGUUCGGCUGUUCGAUCAGCACAUGCGCACUGCGCGCGGAGAAUUUUCUCGCGAUAUGUGCGCUGUUGAAUAAGGAUUUGCAAGUUUACAUAUCGUAACGCAACAUCUGUAAAAUGGAGUCGAAUGUGAUGCUUUGGCAGUUCUUGCUGGAAAUACUGAAGAGCGAGAAAUUUUACAACAUUAUUCGUUGGACCAAUAGCAGGGGCGAGUUCAAGCUUAUCGACGCCGAGGAAGUGGCCAGGAUGUGGGGCCUCCGCAAAAAUAAAACCAAUAUGAAUUACGACAAACUCAGUCGAGCACUCCGUUACUACUACCAGAAAAAUAUCAUACAGAAAGUUCUUGGUCAAAAAUUCGUUUACAGGUUCGUUUCGAUACCGUGGAUAGAGAAGGAUAUCGACGAAGACUCAGUGAGCUGUUUCUUGAAUUCAUCGAUGGAAGCCUCACACGGAUCCGAUCUCACGGAAUCAUGUAAUCACUAUCUCAACAAACUGAUCAACCUCCCAACCCAUGCAAAUUCUGAGAUAGACGAGCUUCGAUACCCAACGGUCCGGAAGUCUAAAAGUCGACAGAGGUCGUGGGAGGAGUGUGGAAAUCGUCUAGAUCUUGCAAAGUCUCAAAACUGCCGUUUUUGCGGAUCACCAAACUUCGGCAUCCCCGAAAAGAUGCACGAGCCGCUCAAAUGCUGGAAAGAUCUCUGCUCCAACUGCCACUCCAGCCUUGGAGCCUCUCUUUGCAGGUUACUUCUCCCCACACCCAGGAAGAGACUUCUGCUGGAACGCUACUGGAGUAAUGAUAGCUAUAAUCUGAUCAUACCAUCAUGAUUCAGAGAGAGAGAGAUCAACUUCAUGCAGUGUGUAAAUUUUUAGAAAAUCAUGAAGUUAGAAUAUUAGCGUGAUUUGAGCUCAAGGUUUUCAGUCGACCGAUACUAACUUAAGUUAGUAGUUUAUUUAUCAUUGGUUCAUUGAGUUGAAGACAAAGUGGUUUAAUUUGUAUAAAUAAAAAAUAAGUUUUUCACGCUCAAUCAGUCCUGUUGAUGGAAGUUCCCAAUUUCAAACGAGUCAGCAGUGGACGUCCUCUGCACCCCAGGUCCUCUGCAUUUAGGUCGUUCAUAAGUAGAUGCUUUAGUUUUUCUAUGUAUGUAUAUAUUGAAGUAAUUAUAAGUUCAUAAAUUACGAGUCAAA
Molecule: messenger RNA, 1847 nt
Organism: Bemisia tabaci
Lineage: Eukaryota; Metazoa; Arthropoda; Insecta; Hemiptera; Aleyrodidae
Biological process (GO): regulation of transcription by RNA polymerase II; cell differentiation
Cellular component (GO): nucleus
Molecular function (GO): DNA-binding transcription factor activity, RNA polymerase II-specific; sequence-specific DNA binding
Source: RefSeq, a predicted model, not a curated record